Messenger RNA from Heterobilharzia americana, 1371 nucleotides. The record is from the annotation of a GenBank genome assembly. Lineage: Eukaryota; Metazoa; Platyhelminthes; Trematoda; Strigeidida; Schistosomatidae.
AUGGCUUUGGACCUUUCAAGUGUAAACGAUGCUUCAUUCGAAGAUCCUGGCUCACAUACAGUAUACAAUUGUGUUUUUCUGUGCGCAGAUCUUAUUUCUUUACCUGGUACCAAUGAUAUCCUGUUCUAUAUAUCUGAAGUAGGUCAUCUGAUUUUAGCCAACUUCUUUGUUGAAAAUUCCAAUGGAAGUUAUAUUCUUAAAAAACUUCCAUCCAUUAAAUCCCCACAAGAUACAUCGGAUAUACCGACUAAUUUAUGCUUAGAUAAAAGUUUUACAAGUCAAGAAGAGUGUUUACCGCCAGUUUCAGCAAAUGGUUGUUCUAAUUUGCUUGAUUUAAAUGCACCUCCUAAUUUUGGGCAUACUGAUUUGGAUGCACAACCUUCUGCUCUAGAUUGUACAAGUGUUUAUCAUGCUGAAACCUUUGCAUAUCAGAACGCGCUUAACAUACCAUUUCCGUCGUCAUCUACAUCAUUGAUUAAACCAUGUUCAGAACAUCCAGUCGAUGCUACUGUCACUCGUUCACAUUGUGAUGAAAGCACUGCAACUAACCUCAAUAAAAAGGAGCUCGGUAGUCCACCAUCAUCUAAGACGAGGUCAAAUGUUUUAGGACAAAUUGUUUCUGAACUUAUGCACAAAAUGAAGAGUCGGAUGAAUACCUCUGGAGAUCAAGAAAUUGUCGUUCAGGGGCAUAAUUUAUCUGAACUGGAGCGCUUUGUGAAACACUUGCGACAGUUUCGAUUAAGUUCAGGUCUAUCACAAGUGCAGUUGAGUACCGAACUGGCAAAACACUAUAACAACCGUGCUAUGUUCAGCCAGACACUUUUAUCGAGAUUUGAGAAGCUUAGGAUUACUGUUAGAUCAGCUUAUAGACUUUUACCGUAUCUAAAGCGUUGGGUGUCUCAUGCUGAACAAAAACGAUGCAGUAGCAUCGCUUUGGAGAAGUUGUCUGUCUUUCAGCACUCUGUUCCUGUGCGUGCUGUAGGCAAUGCUCGGGCUAAGACAUUGGCUCGUUUAGGACAGUGUCGUGAUGAUGCAUCUUCAACUGCGUCUGUUUUGGCCCUCGUGACGAAACAAGCUAAAAACAAUGAGAGUAUUAACAACAGUCUUUCAAUUUCUGAGAGUUUAGACUCAGAUAUUUCUGAAUCAGGAUGUAAACUGGCAGAUCCAAAGCAGAAACGAAGGCGUCGUCGGCGUACUUAUUUUUCAACAGAAGCCUUGUCUGUAUUAACUGAGUUUUAUGCUAGGAAUCCUCGACCUAAAGGAUCUGAUUUCAGCGCAUUAGCAUCACGUAUUGGUUGUGAUAGGGAGUCUGUUCGUGUGUGGUUUUGUAACAGACGUCAGUUGGAUCAAGAAUGCUCUAAGAAGACGUAA